Molecule: messenger RNA, 2010 nt
Organism: Trichoplax adhaerens
Lineage: Eukaryota; Metazoa; Placozoa; Uniplacotomia; Trichoplacea; Trichoplacidae
Exons: 23
Coding region: 1-2010 (669 amino acids)
Biological process (GO): regulation of actin cytoskeleton organization; regulation of GTPase activity
Cellular component (GO): cell cortex
Molecular function (GO): protein binding; GTPase activator activity
Source: RefSeq, a predicted model, not a curated record
AUGGAAACGCAAGAUUUCGCUAUCCCUGUUUCCCUACCAUCAGGCAUGCUUACUACCGAUGGCACUAAUAUCAAAUUGUUGAUGGACCAAAAUGACAACGAUAAUGUAGCUCUAGAAAACAUCAGUUUAGAAGAGGAUGUUGUCAAGCUAGCUAAAGCUCGUCGAGAAAUUCGGAAUAACAUUUCUAAACAAAGUGUAAUCAAUUUUCACCUUAAGCAACAUAUCAGCAACUACGAUACUUAUAUUGGUUUACUUGUCAGGCAUAAUCUUUGCUUAAAGGAUGCCGCCGACCGAUUGGACCGUCUUGACGCAGUAGAGCCACGAUAUCUAGGGCCUCUGAUAAAUGAUAUCAAAGAAAAGCAUUUCAGUAACUUACUUCAUUUACUGCAAACUACACCAUUUUAUAUUGCCUGUCUAACACGCUUGGUAUCACUAAUGGAGAUUGACAAUUUACUUCACUUUGUCAUGUUUACAUUAUUCGGAAAUCAAAACAACUCUAGAGAGGAGCAUCUUCUCUUAUUAGUGUUUGAGGAUAAAAAAGUUUUAAAUCUCCUACUUAUGCUUAUGCCGGUUUACAACUUACAGAAAGCUUUCAAAUUGGAAUUUGAAGAAGCUGAAGAAUGGGGAAGUCUGUUACGAGCAAACAAUGCCUUAUCACGUAUGAUGACAACAUACACAAAACGAAAAUUAGGCAAAGAUUAUCUAAUAAGUACUCUCGCGCAAGUUAUGAACGAUGUUAUUUCAGAUCCGGAUUUGGACUUAGAGAUUGAUCCUCUAAAGAUUUAUAAAACACUGGAAAUAGCAGAGAACUUGGUUUCAACGGAAGAGGAGAAUUUUCCAAGUGCCUCUCCUCAAAUCAUAACAUCGUUAAUUGGGAGCUUCUUCUUUUUAAGAUUUGUUAAUCCUGCCGUCGUUACUCCUAAAGCUUAUGGAAUAACUACGGAACCGAUAUCUCCGAAAACCACUCGAAAUUUAACUCUGAUCGCCAAAAUUUUGAAAUGCUUAGUUCACGCUACCACAGUUAAAGAGUCGUGUAUGUAUCCCUUACAAUCUUUUAUUGAUCAGCACCAUGAUCCUCUAAAGGUAUUCCUGGAUCAGUUAUGCGACGUUCGAAAUUUUCAUGACAACAUUGAAAUGGAUGGAGCAAAUGAUCGGUUAGAUUGUAUAUUGACUGAUCUCGGGUCGGCCUCAAAAUUAGAUCCGACUAAUGACGAAAUUAUUUCCAUAAAAUUAAGUAGCCGUUGGGAACCUUUUACAGAUAUAAAGAGAAUUACGAAAAUGUAUUCAGAAAAUGAUAUUAAAAAUUUUGGGAUUGCAAAAGAGAAGUUAAAGGAUGUCCUAUUGAAAUUUUUUACAGAGGUUCCUGAAAGUUUUAACAAAUCUACUUUAGAAGAUGCUAUCUAUACAGUUAUAAAUAGCAAAAUUCCGGAUAUGGCUCAAUUAGCAAGCCCUUUGCUUGAAGACAUUCAUAGAUCACGCCAAGAACAUAUUGAACAUCCGUUAUAUUCUAACCAGUAUUUUCAUCAAAUUAAGGAGGAAUUAAAGGUAAUGCUAUUGCAAGAACAAUGCGUAGAUUUUGAAGUAACAAUUUUGAGAGAUGUUUAUCAGUCGUUAUGUGAGCACGGAAGCUUUCUGAAGGAACAGCUCAAUAGUUACAAAGAGUAUUUACAAAAUACAAGAAAAGCUGUUGUGAGCAAGUUUAAUCCGUAUGGAAAAGAUGAAAAUUAUCAAAAUGAAAAUUAUAUCAGUCCUUAUCGCUGUUCGCAUUUGCAAUUGUUAAAAUACAGAAUUAUUGUCGACAUUGCACAUGAAGAUAUAAAAAAUAAUGGCUCUGACCUCUGGUAUCUAUUUUCUUCGCCAAGUCCUGGCCAUUUUAUAAUUACUUUAUUAGACGAAGCCCAAUCUAAAAAUCUCAUUCAGAUUAGCGUUACUCUAGAAGAAUUACUGGAACUGCUUUAUAUAAGAAAUUCGGGUACGGCUGAUAUCUUAGUAAUUCGAAUACAAAUUUAA